Messenger RNA from Gracilinanus agilis (Agile Gracile Mouse Opossum), 729 nucleotides. RefSeq names its product defective in cullin neddylation 1 domain containing 4 (gene DCUN1D4). The transcript is spliced from 8 exons. The coding region runs from base 16 to 714 and encodes 232 amino acids. Gene Ontology annotation, molecular function: ubiquitin-like protein binding; ubiquitin conjugating enzyme binding; cullin family protein binding. Gene Ontology annotation, cellular component: ubiquitin ligase complex. NCBI's taxonomy places the organism in Eukaryota, Metazoa, Chordata, Mammalia, Didelphimorphia, Didelphidae. The record is from RefSeq and is a predicted model, not a curated record. Gene Ontology annotation, biological process: protein neddylation; positive regulation of ubiquitin-protein transferase activity.
UGCGUUAGCAAAGUGAUGCCACCAAGGAAAAAGAGAAGACCUGCUGCUGGAGAUGAUUUAUCUGCAAAGAAAAGUAGACAUGAUAGCAUGUAUAGAAAAUACGAUUCAGCUAGAAUAAAGACUGAGGAAGAAACAUUUUCAAGUAAGAGAUGCUUAGAGUGGUUCUAUGAGUAUGCAGGAACUGAUGAUGUUGUAGGUCCUGAAGGCAUGGAGAAAUUUUGUGAAGAUAUUGGAGUAGAACCAGAAAAUGUCGUCAUGCUUGUACUAGCUUGGAAAUUGGAUGCCCAGAAUAUGGGCUAUUUUACAUUACAAGAGUGGUUAAAAGGAAUGACAUCUCUGCAAUGUGAUUCAACAGAGAAAUUAAGAAAUUCUUUGGAUUACUUGAGAUCAUUAUUAAAUGAGCCUGCAAAUUUCAAACUUAUUUACCGAUAUGCAUUUGACUUUGCACGGGAAAAGGACCAGCGAAGCCUAGACAUCAAUACUGCCAAAUGCAUGUUGGGACUGUUGUUAGGGAAAACCUGGCCCCUUUUCCCAGUAUUCCACCAAUUCCUAGAGCAAUCAAAAUAUAAAGUCAUAAACAAAGAUCAGUGGUGCAAUGUGCUAGAGUUUAGCAGAACAAUUAAUCUUGACCUUAGCAACUAUGAUGAAGAUGGAGCAUGGCCAGUUUUGUUGGAUGAAUUUGUGGAGUGGUAUAAAGAGAAACAGAUGACAUAGGAAUUUAACUAUGCA